AUGGCACCGCCCCCGCCAUUUCCGCCACUAAGCCAGAGGUCCCUCCCCGACGCCGGAAGUCCCGCCGCCCUGCUUCCGCGCAGUCCUCCCCCACCCCGCCGCGGAGAAGAGGAUCUGCUUCCGGCCCCGGGUGGCCGCGGGCUGGGCUUGCCGUGCGCUGCGGAGCGCUGUCCAGGGAGCGUCGUUCCCCCGGACGCUGGCGCGGGAAGCGGGGGCCGCGGCCGCGCCAGGAGAGUGCCGGUCCGGGCGCGAGGCUCGUGCGGGGCCAUGAACGGGACCGCGAACCCGCUGCUGGACCGCGAGGAGCAUUGCUUGCGGCUCGGGGAGAGCUUCGAGAAGCGGCCGCGGGCCUCUUUCCACACCAUUCGCUAUGACUUUAAGCCAGCAUCUAUAGAUACUUCUUGUGAAGGAGAGCUUCAGGUUGGCAAAGGAGAUGAAGUCACAAUUACACUGCCACAUAUCCCUGGAUCUACACCACCAAUGACUGUGUUCAAGGGGAACAAACGGCCUUAUCAGAAAGACUGUGUACUUAUCAUUAAUCAUGACACUGGUGAAUAUGUGCUGGAGAAACUCAGUAGCAGCAUUCAGGUCAAGAAAACAAGAGCCGAGGGGAGCAGUAAAAUCCAAGCUCGAAUGGAGCAGCAAGCCCCUCGUCCCCCACAGCCGUCACAGCCACCACCUCCUCCGCCACCUCUGCCAUUCCGAGCUCCAACAAAGCCUCCAGUUGGGCCCAAAACUUCUCCCUUGAAAGAUAAUCCCUCACCUGAACCCCAGCUGGAUGACAUCAAAAGAGAGCUGCGAGCCGAAGUUGACAUUAUUGAACAGAUGAGCAGCAGCAGCGGGAGCAGUUCCUCAGAGUCGGAGAGCUCGUCGGGGAGCGAUGAGGACAGCUCCAGCAGUGGCGCCGAGGACAACGGCCCGGCGUCCCCCCCGCAGCCCGCACACCAGCAGCCCUACGGCAGCAGGCCGGCCGCCGCCAAUGGGACCGGCCGGCCCCAGGGCAGCAGCCAGCUCAUGAACACGCUCAGAAAUGACUUGCAGUUGAGUGAGUCUGGCAGUGACAGUGAUGACUAGAGUCGGAUCUUUCGAAAUCAGCUUCUCGUGCACAGAUGUGCUGCUGGACCAGGCUGCGCUCGCACGGAGCCCCAUGCUGAGAGGGACACGCUGUGGAUCAGUGACUGUGUAGGAGUUUGAGGCUCUGGAGGUCUCAGACAUUCAAGUCUUUAACUUAGUGGUGAUGGGUGAUUUUCUCGUGUAAUUUUUGAACAAUCUCAUGUUGCAAAGUAGAACUAUGGAAGAACUAACAGAAUUAUAUUUCUAUUUGGUUAACACUGUUCAUAGACAACAGACCAAUGUGCCCUGGUCUAGGUUACUCAAAGGCCAUUAUCUUUAGGGGGCCAGUGAUUCCGUUUUAAACCUCAGCAGCCACCAGUUUGGCUAAGUGGUCUGCACCAGUGAAAUGAAACCUGGUCUUUGAGGGGUAGGAGAGAGAGGGAAACCUCAAACUGCAGCAUAGAAGUAUGUUAAAACCACUUUACACUGUUGAGACAAAGUGGUAAGGAAAUUUUGUCAGACCCAACCUGAUAAGCCUGUGUAGGAACCGACUUUGAGAAAGAGUCCUAGAGCAUCCGCCAGGUAGGACCCUGGAGCUCUGCUAGUUCAACCUCCUCAUUUACAAAUAAGGAAAGAGAAGCCCACGACUGGCUGAUGGCUGGUCUCCUGCCCCCAGUCCAGGCUUUCCCUGCUGCUCCCUCCCUUGAAUCUCAUUUAUUGGAACUGGAGAUUCUUAUACAUGACACUGAUAGUUGUACAUCGGACUUUUAUUGGAUUGCAAAAGACAAAAGUGUUGGGUACUUCUGACUCAAAUUCUGAUCCAAAAAGUCGCUAAAUACAUGAGGCUGGAUGAGCAGGUCAGACCAGCAGCCACUGCGUUGACGCGUGAGAUGCAGUCACAUGGGGGCUGUUAGUUCCGUAGAUCCAUGCUAAGCGUUCUUCAUUCAGUGCAUUUUAGUAGGGGGAGGUAGGAGUGGAAGAGAGGUGUAGUGAAGGAACCUUUCCGACCAAGAGAACCAGCAGCAGGUUUUCAAAAACCCAGAAUCUAGAUAGGAAGCAGUUCUGCAAUAUGAAAUGAGCACAUCCUUUGAGAAGGCAUUUCUGUUCAUGCUUUUCUACCACUGUUUGUGCCUGACUCCCAGACCGAUUUGUAUUUUUGAUAUACAACUAGAAGAAAGUCACAAGAUUGCCUUUUUGCAGUGUGCAGUUUCCAAAUGAAUCUGUUACAGGGAAGUGGUCACUAGUAAAUGUUCCAUAUUUAGUGAAUGUGUGAUAAAUUGUCCCGUGAUUAGUAUGGAGUAGCCCAUUUCUGUAAUUUGAAUGAAUACAGUUUGAAGGUCCUGAGAAAUUUCCAUUUACUUUGGUUCAGUGGGUAUCGCAAACAUUAAAAUUGAUUUUCCUUCCUUGGGUUCCUCCACUCAAAGAUGGCCUCUGCAUCCCCCGCUAGUGGAUGGAAGCAGUCUGGACCUGGAAAGGAAUGAGAUGAUUCACGGUGGGGGCUUUGGUGAGAGUCGCACCUUAUCGAGCCACCUGUUUGAUGCACACAGGGGCUCCGGUGAGCUGGAGAUGGGGGCCCAGCGCUGUCAUCCCGUGGCGCACUCACACUGCCCCACCUAGUGUAGGUAAUAGGCUAACACACCAGUACUUUGUGCUGGGUGCUCCGCCCAUCGUGAGGUUUCAGUGCGUUUAAUGGCAGGUAGGAAUUUAUAAUGAAUUGAUAAUUGUUUUAUAAUUCCUUGGUAAUGACAGCUCAGGGAAGGUGAAGGUCACAAUUCGGAGACUUGACUUGUUACUGCACGUGGGACUUGUUGCACAGCUCUUAACUUGCUCAAGCUGGGGCAGGUUCCAGGAACUUGAACUAAAAAUAUCUACUUAAACUCCUCUCUCACUCUUUUUUUUGUUCUCCCAAAGUCUUGAUUUAGACAGACAGAGCUGUGGCUUUUGGCAUGUUGGGUCAUGUUGGGCAUGUUGGCGUGUGGCACUGGGUUUGGCAAGUCGAGCUCUCUGGGCUUCAGACCCUUUCCUCUGUCACCCGUCCUACCUGACACUGCACUGUUCUCCUCUAGCCCGUUUCCAGUUUGUUCUCUGCACAAAGCCCUCGGUGGUUCCCUCCCCCGGCCCUCCAGCUUUACCCACCAGAACAAGGAAUCUUUUCUUUUUGGAAAUCAAGAAUUUGGCCUCACAGACUACUUCUCAUGUGUAACCUCGUGCCAGCCUCACUGGACUUGUUCUUUGUGCCUCUGUGCCUUCUCAAUACCGCCCCCCCCCCCCCCCCCCCCCCCCCCCCCCCCCCCCCC
Messenger RNA from Neomonachus schauinslandi (Hawaiian monk seal), 3350 nucleotides. It is a transcript of the gene EAF1, whose product is annotated as ELL associated factor 1. The record is from RefSeq and is a predicted model, not a curated record. Gene Ontology annotation, biological process: positive regulation of DNA-templated transcription; regulation of transcription elongation by RNA polymerase II. Lineage: Eukaryota; Metazoa; Chordata; Mammalia; Carnivora; Phocidae. Gene Ontology annotation, cellular component: super elongation complex. Gene Ontology annotation, molecular function: transcription elongation factor activity.